AUGACGGAGUAUGAGAAUGGGAAGAAGAGGAAAAUUCGGAACAGACAGCAACUAAAAGCACAGUUCUUGUCUCUAAGGUAUCUACUCAUAUGCCUCUGUUGUUUCUUCGUCUUGCUCUUCUUCUUAUCCUCCGACCGAAUCUCCACACUCUCAGUCCGUUCCGAUUCUCUGAGACCGUCUCUUCGUGUUCCGGCUCUCUCCGUCUUGUCUUCGAUGGAUUCGAUUCAGCGUUCAUUUCACGGUAGAUUCCCUCCGUUGAGAGUCGAAGACAGAGUCCAAUUCCCCGACCAUCUCCUGCUGAUUCUCUCGAACAGAAUCGGCAAAGGUGAGAAAAACCUGGUUUGUGUUUACCAUGGAGUAAAUGAAGAGACUUUGGCGCUGCCAUCGGUUUCUACUGACGAAUUCGAUGAGUUUAGAUCGAUUGUUCGUUGCCCUAACGCUCCUUCGAACUAUUCGUCAUCUGUUGAUUUGCAAUUCCAUGGAGAUUUGGUGAAGAAGAAGAAGAAGCAGAAGCAGAGCCUUCGUGAUGACAAGGCUCAUAACUGGGAAAAAGUUGGUUACGAGGCGGUGAUUGACGGCGACACGGUGGUUGUGUUUGUCAAAGGAUUGACUCGAAGACCUCACAAGGAAUCAGAUCCUUCGUACUACAAAUGCCAAUUCAAGAUUGGGAAUUCGGAGGAUAAAGAUGUCGAGGUUUUGGUCACUCAAGCUAUUGCCGCAGCGCAAGAAGUUGUGAGGUGUGUUUUGCCGGAGAGUUUGAAGCUAAAUCCAGAGACGUUUCAUGUGAGCGUAAUCCACAUCGAUCCUAGAGGAAGAUCCACGCCUGCUUCGCCAUCCGUUGCGAGAAUCUACGGCUCCGAUUCGAUUGAGAAGAAGAAGACGAAGAAGAGUGGGAUUAAGCAUGAGCUUUGUGUUUGCACAAUGCUAUGGAACCAAGCUCCGUUCUUGCGUGAGUGGAUUAUGUACCACUCGUGGCUCGGCGUCGAACGGUGGUUUAUAUACGACAACAACAGCGACGACGAUAUACAAGGAGAGAUAAAACUGCUCAAUUCAGAGAAUUACAAUGUGAGCCGACAUGUUUGGCCAUGGAUCAAGACUCAAGAAGCAGGUUUCUCUCAUUGUGCGGUUAGAGCGAAAGACGAGUGCAACUGGGUCGGAUUCUUCGACGUGGACGAGUUCUACUACUUCCCUACGCAUCGCUCUCAAGGCUUACCGAGCAAGAACGCGUUAAGGUCGCUUGUAUCGAACUACACGUCGUGGGAUCUUGUUGGUGAGAUCAGAACGGAAUGUCACAGCUACGGUCCGUCCGGUCUAACCUCGGUUCCAUCACAAGGCGUGACCGUAGGGUACACUUGCAGACAAGCGAAUCCCGAGAGGCACAAGUCGAUAAUCCGACCCGAGUCGCUAACGAGCUCGUUGCUUAACGAGGUUCAUCAUUUUCAUCUGAGGGAAGGGAUCGGGCAUAUGAGUUUGGUGGAGAGUGUUGCCGUUGUGAACCAUUACAAGUACCAAGUUUGGGAGACUUUCAAAGCUAAGUUUCAGAGGAGAGUGGCUACUUAUGUUGUGGACUGGCAAGAGAACCAGAACCAAGGGUCUAAAGAUCGAGCUCCAGGGCUCGGGACUGAGGCGAUCGAGCCGCCGGAUUGGAGACGGCGGUUCUGUGAAGUGUGGGAUACUGGUUUGAAAGAUUUGGUUGUGUCGAAUUUUGCUGACCAAGUGAGUGGUUACUUGCCGUGGCAGAGGCAACAACAAGAAUGA
This is a messenger RNA of Thlaspi arvense, 1758 nucleotides long. NCBI's taxonomy places the organism in Eukaryota, Viridiplantae, Streptophyta, Magnoliopsida, Brassicales, Brassicaceae. The record is from the annotation of a GenBank genome assembly.